GAAUAAUCGUCCUUGCUCGCCCCGAAACGCGCCAUGAUUUUGACAGGACUUCUGGAUUAUCUGAUGACUCCACAGCUUCAAUGUUUGCAAAGCUUUCAAGAAGAGAAGGAGGAUGAGUUCCAGGUUGAGGAGGAGGAUUCCCAGGAAGCGAAACCAGUGGCGACUGGGGAAUGGGUGGACCCUGAACCGAGGCUCUCUAGCAAGGCUCAGGCCGUUGCGCCCGAACUGCUGCAACGACUUGGGCUGAAUCCCCUCGUGGAACUGAACAUUGAGACAUCCACGCAACUGCUGAAAGAUCUUUGUUUGGAGUUUGAACUCACUCUGCUUGAAGUUGAACCUUUGCUUCUACCUACUUGGAAAGCGGAGAAGAGCUUCCCUUCAAGGGAGAUUCUUUUUGAUUCCAUGAACUUGGAAUCCUGCUUUCAGCAGUGGCCAUCAAACGGGGAGAACUUUGAGAUGACCAUGAGCAACCAAAACAUGGAGUUCUUUUUUGGCGAAUUUGGAAAGACAUCUUCCUACGAAAGUGAGAAGCCCUUGUUUUGGGACCCGAUGAGUGGAACAUUCCAGUCGUGUCGCUGGAUGGAGCUUCUGAACGGAAGUGCGCUUGCCCGACUGCUGAGCGCAGACCUCGCAGGGCUUUGUUUAGAUCGUAAGAUGGUGCCAGAGCGACUUCGAAUUACUCAGGUCCUUCUCGCGAGUCUUCGCCGUGUUCAUUGGGCCCCAGAGCAUGCGUGGAUUUUUCCUGAAUGGCAUCAAAAACGUAUGGCUUUCAUCUCCUGGAUUGGCAAGGAGCUUGGCUUUGGUGUUUUUCUAUGGGCCGACAAAGUUGUACCCUUUUUGCCCAUCGAGCCAGAUCUUAGCUCCUGAGUGCUAGUGGAAUUUGUGGUGCAACGGUCGGGUAUAGCAG
Molecule: messenger RNA, 907 nt
Organism: Cladocopium goreaui
Lineage: Eukaryota; Dinophyceae; Suessiales; Symbiodiniaceae
Source: the annotation of a GenBank genome assembly